GAGAGAGAGAGAGGCAGUUACACGACGCUCUCCUUCCAUGUGCACGCUCUGAGGAGAAAUCUCCGGGCCACGCGUUCUUCGGACUCGCGUGUCUGGAGUAGUAUUUCGGCAAACGGGGUAAACUAUCGGCGGUGCAUUAUGUGACCCCGCAAGUGCGACGUGACAAAGUGACGUGUCUCGCGCGGGGUAACGGUAUCGCGAGGGAUCGGCGACCGUCGCCGCUCCCGUCCGCCGCAGCUGGUUCGGUCCGAUACGCGAUAAUCCACCGUCGGCACCGUCGGCGGAUAGUGCAACGUGGACGCAUUUGUGUCAUGAAAUACACGCGCGUCCUCAUCGUUCGCACGUGCGUGCUCAGACGAAGCAAAGCGCGCACGGCAUUAAGUUUUAACUCGGUGCGAGUCGUACACGUGUGUGCCCGCCACGCUUCUUUGCCGCCUCGGACAUAACCUCGAAAAGAACGCGUGGCUCGAACCGCUUCUGACAUUUUUGAACGUGUUAAUCGUCUGUCAGUCUCCGAUCGUUAACAAUAAUCAAUUCUCCUUCCAGUGCAUUGUUUGAGUGAUUGAAAUCGCGUGGAGGCAAGUGUUCUAUUUUGACAUAGAACAGUGUCAUGGACCCAGAGUUUGUUGAGUUAGACAAGUAUAUUGACAGUGUGCUAGAGAGAUAAAUAUGAAGAAAAAUACUUGUAUCUUUAUCUUAUAAAAUCUAUUUAUUAACGAAACCUUAGUAAAACCAUGUGUUUUACUUUGAAACAAGAGAAUAUCAGAAUUGUUUUGGAGGGAUAUGGGUCUAUUGGAUCAAGCAGAAGAAGGGCCUACGUUAAUGGAUAUUAUUGAGAAUAUUUCUUCUUCUGAAUUUGAAGAUCUACUUAGAAUUGAAGGGGUAGCUAGGAAUAAUGAUAUGGGGGGGAAAGCAUACGAUACGGUUAUAGAUACGGAUGCCGAUCUCCCUAGUAAUGCGUAUAAAGAGGAUCCUUCGUAUUUGUUAGAAGAUUGGGAAGAACUAAAGUAUAUAACAGCGGCCGAAUUAGAUGAAUCUAUGAAUGUAACUAAUCUCACGUCUGGACAAGAUACGGCGGUAUCAGACAGAGAUACACAUGACAAAGUUAAGGAAGAAUAUAAAGUGACCAAUAGUACCAUAGAUAACAAAAUAAAACUUACCAUCAAAAAAGUAAAAACAAUGGAAGUCACUAAUUCGGUCGCUCCCCUUCCAUUACCUGUGACACAAAAUAUGGAAAAGAAAACCAUUGAAAAAACUCAUGGUAAUGGAAAGGAGAAGAAAAAAAUAUUAAAGCAGGAGGAGCAGGAGGAAUGUGUCGAUAUUGAGACCAUAUCCGACCAUUUACCAGUGUUGCAUGCUCCGGAUGUAACGAGUUUGUUGGAACAAUUUGAGGCUACGGAGGCCUCAAAUUCCAGUUCCUCGAACCAGUCCUCGAACUCCUCUUGCUUAAGGAGCAGUCCACCACAGGACUCCCAUAACAAGUUCACCGUACGGACUUGUAGUUAUGAUAAGAAUGAAGAGGCUUCGGUAACGAAGGAAGUUAUUGACAGGCUGAAGGACACAAGAAACAUCGAUGGUGCUUCGUUGAGCAGCAACGUCCGGUUGGACCAUGAUUACUGCAGUUUUGCUUCUUACCUGACCAGGAAGGACAACAAGACCAAUUCAUCCCGAGUAAGAAGCAAGACGAGUAAGAAGCCCGCCUCUCUGACCUCUAACCAAAACACGCCGCCUGGGAUUCAAGAAAAUUAUAAAAAUUCCAAAAAAGAAAACAUAGAAUCCCAGGCGCACAACGACAAGGAUCAGAGAACCAGGCAGGAAAUUAUUGUGCAGCAGUAUCAUGGGAUAAACCGGACAACAUCAGCUGCGAAGACCGGGGCACCGCUUGUCACUUCGCCCUCGAAGAUCCGGUCGAAGAUGGCGCGGAGUAUCUUGCAGAGAGACCGGAUAAAUCUGCAAAGGGAGCAACUGAUGAGCAGCAUGAGAGCAUCAAUUGCUGCUCAAAUAGUUGUUCCUGGAGUGCAGAUGAUAUCCGUGCUCAAGAAACCACCACCAUCGCGGGACAUCGUGCAAGAUGCUCCGAGCCCAGCCCGGGAGGGAGAAACGAAGAACCCGUCUCGUAAGAAGUUAAACCUGGCGGAAUAUCGCAGUAGGAGGGACCAGAACCGCGAUGGUACCACGAGUUCGUCGGUUCAGCCGACGACUCUGGUAUACAUCAACCACGCGGCCACAACAACACAACCGGCCAUAGACGACCCAAACAAUCCAGUUUGGGUCGAAAAAGAAUUUUCCACCACACUGAGACCAGCAAUAGACGGACAGCAACCAGGACCAAAACCUCCUACUUGCGAUAAGGAAGUGCAGACUUACGAGACGGUCUUCAAUCUUCCGAUGACUUCGGGGGCCAACGUCACCGAAGCCAAAGAGAGCGCAGAGAAGAAACCGGACGAGGAGGAGGGGCAACCCAGGAAACGGAGACGGUCCAGCGGCUCGAGUCAAUCAAGCUCUAAGAGUGAGAGCAAGAGCAGCUAUACGAGCAGUAGGAGCGACUGCCGGAACAGAAGUAGAAGCAGGUCCUGCGAACGAAACGUUCGCAGGCGAACAAGUUUCUACGGUUCCGGUAGUUCGAACAUCAGCUCCUCUUCUGCUGACUCGUAUAAAUCCCGGACAUCAAAGGAUUCGCUCUCACAUCGUAGAGCUGAUCGAUCUCGAUCUAGAUCUCGAUCUAGAUCUCGAUCUUCCUCCCGGCAGUACUCCCGCUCCAGUUCUUCCUCCCGUCCGGAUUACGACAGGUUGUCGAGUCAUCGUAACGACCCGCAGAGUUACGAUAGACAUAGAAGACAACAGAACGAGAGAAGGUCAUCGCCGUAUUCCUAUCGGAGCUCCUACAGCCACUACCAGGGCAACAGGGAACAACAGCGACCUGUAGAGGAGCGCCGGGUAGUGUAUGUAGGAGGGCUACCUGAUAGGAUCACGAAGGAUGACCUUCGCAAGAGGUUCAGAGUCUUUGGGCCGCUCGAAGACAUCAGCAUACAUUUGCGUGAGAACGGAAGUAAUUACGGUUUUGUGACCUUUGUGUCCAAAACUCACGCAAAUAAUGCCGUAGAGCACGGUAAUGAUGACAAAUCAUUACCGAUCUACGACAUUAACUUCGGCGGCCGAAGGGUCUUCUGCAAGUCCAACUAUGCAGAUCUCGAUGACAUGGCUAGUUCACCCAACGCCAGGUCAUCAACAAUGGACCGGUCAUUCGACGCCCUCUUGCAGGAGGCAAAGACCAUCGCCGGACUGCACAAGAGGAGAGUUUGACAUAUGUAUAGUUGGAUAGAUUUAAUAGUCAUAAAUAUAAUUUAAAAAUAAUUAAAAUAAGGUACUACAUAGUACCUGCAUAGUACAAGUACCGAAAUAUAUUUGAAGAAAAAAAAAACUGUGAUUAUAUUAGCAUGGCUACCAACAUGAAAUAAUAUAUUUCGGUAUUGUACUCUUAUUGCAAUAAAUAGCAAAUAUUAUAGAAUUAUAUAAAAUUUUCGAGUAUUUUAUAUUUUGUUCGAAUCUUAACUUUUCAGCUAUAUCAGAUAUUUUUCGAAUAUUUCGGAAAAA
Ooceraea biroi (clonal raider ant) is the source of this 3594-nucleotide messenger RNA. Its product is annotated as NK-tumor recognition protein. NCBI's taxonomy places the organism in Eukaryota, Metazoa, Arthropoda, Insecta, Hymenoptera, Formicidae. The record is from RefSeq and is a predicted model, not a curated record. Gene Ontology annotation, biological process: positive regulation of transcription by RNA polymerase II. Gene Ontology annotation, molecular function: RNA binding; transcription factor binding. Gene Ontology annotation, cellular component: nucleus.